AUGGACAGGUACGAAAGGCUUGAAAAUAUAGGAUGGAAAGAGAACAAUCGGCCAGUUCAAUACAAGUAUCGCCACAUGGAGAUUGGCAAUGUGGUAGCUGUAAAGACUCUCGUUAUGCAAUCAAGUGAUGAUUUUGGUGUUCCAUGCAUGACACUCAGAAAAAUCUCCCUUCUCAAAGAGAUUGAGCAUCAAAAUGUUGCCAGGUUACUUGAUAUAAUAUACGACGAGAGAUUAUGUCGUAUUCAUCUCAUGCUUGAGUAUGCGGAUACGGAUCUAAAAUCGCUCAUCCAAGUCAAUCCAGUGAGAGCCACCAAUCGAAGGUUUAUAAGAAAUACCUUGGAACAAAUUCUUCGUGGCCUCUAUUGUUACCAUUCUAUUAACUUUGCACAUGGAAAUCUAAAUCCUACCAACGUGCUACUCGACCGCACUAAUCUCACUGUGAAGCUUACGGACCUUGAUUGGAUUAUAACUCCUUCUUACAAGGCACCUGAACUUCUCUGUGAUCCCUCCGCUGAAAUAACUCCAGCUACGGAUAUGUUCUCUGUUGGCUGCAUAUUUGCUGAAAUGCUAACCAGAAAACCUCUGUUCGAUGCUAAAACCAAGUAUCAUGAAAUUGUCAGCAUUUCCAGGCUCGUGGGUAGUUUUGAUAGUUACACCACUGACCCACCUGGAGAAAAUGGGCCUGGGCCUGCCUCCGAAGAUCAGGAGACAACUUUUAGGAUCACUCGGAACCUUGAAAAAAUAAUUCCUGAUUUUAAACCAGCCGGGAUUGAUCUUCUUUCCAGAAUGUUGUGUCCGAAUCCAAGUAGAAGGAUUACUGUUGAAGAAGCACUCAAGCAUUCUUACUUCAAAUUGGGUGUUCUAAAUGCUAACCCUUGA
Messenger RNA from Morus notabilis, 879 nucleotides. RefSeq names its product cell division control protein 2 homolog. Gene Ontology annotation, cellular component: cytoplasm; nucleus; cyclin-dependent protein kinase holoenzyme complex. The transcript is spliced from 7 exons. NCBI's taxonomy places the organism in Eukaryota, Viridiplantae, Streptophyta, Magnoliopsida, Rosales, Moraceae. Gene Ontology annotation, molecular function: cyclin-dependent protein serine/threonine kinase activity; cyclin binding; ATP binding. The record is from RefSeq and is a predicted model, not a curated record. Gene Ontology annotation, biological process: regulation of gene expression; regulation of G2/M transition of mitotic cell cycle; signal transduction. The coding region runs from base 1 to 879 and encodes 292 amino acids.